Molecule: messenger RNA, 1999 nt
Organism: Mytilus californianus (California mussel)
Lineage: Eukaryota; Metazoa; Mollusca; Bivalvia; Mytilida; Mytilidae
Product: zinc finger protein 836-like
Exons: 2
Coding region: 1-1875 (624 amino acids)
Biological process (GO): regulation of transcription by RNA polymerase II
Molecular function (GO): DNA-binding transcription factor activity; RNA polymerase II cis-regulatory region sequence-specific DNA binding
Source: RefSeq, a predicted model, not a curated record
AUGGUAAUUUGCAGAUCUAACAUUUGUAACAAGAGUUUUAAUUCCGGACAAUCUCUGAAGACACACAUGAAAAGACAUGUCGGUUUUAAGCCUCACAUAUGUGAAGUAUGCCAUAAGCGUUUUAUUGACAAAGGCGACUUGAAAAAGCAUCUACGAGUACACAGUGGCGAAAAACCUUACAGUUGUAACAUUUGCGGCAGAGCAUUCAGUUUGCCAAGUAGUCGUUCGUCUCAUAUGAAAAGACAUAAAGGUAUCAAAGAACAUCGUUGUGAUGUAUGUGGUACAAGUUUCACAGACAAAGGUGAUUUGACAAAGCAUAUGAGAAGAAAACAUGGUAACAAGAGACCAUUCAGCUGUAACACAUGUGGUAAAGACUUCAAAUACCCCAACUGUCUGGUAAUACACAUGAGAACACACGCGGAGGAGCGACCACAUAGUUGUGAGAUAUGUGGUAAAAGUUUUAAAGAAAAAGUUAGUUUAAAGUAUCACAUGAAAAUACAUACUGGUGAUAAACCGUAUAAAUGCAAUGUGUGUGGAAAAAGCUUUGCGUAUAAUACAAACAUGAAAAGCCAUAUGCGAAUACACAAUUCAGAGGUACCCACUAGACCUUAUAAAUGUGUUGUUUGUGUUAGCAGAUUUAUUACGAAAGGUGAGUUAGCAAAACACCAGAAGAUACAUAGUGACAAGAACCCAUAUUGCUGUUCAAUAUGUGGUAAAUGUUUUAAGAUAAAAAGCUAUUUAACAACUCACAUGAAAAUACAUACUGAGGAAAAAACACAUGGUUGUCUUACAUGUGGUAAAAACUUUAGAGAUAAAGCAAAUCUUACAAAACACAUGAUCACUCAUAAUGAUGAGAAAAAAAUUCGUUGUGAAAUAUGCGGUAGAUGUUUUAAGCUUUCCAGCAAUUUGAAGGAACACAUGGAAACACAUACUGGUUAUGAUAAACCACAUGAAUGUGAUAUAUGUGGUAAAAGAUUCAGGAAGAAUAAUUGUCUCACAAUUCAUAUGAGGACCCAUACUGACGAGAAGCCCUUCAAAUGCAUGGUGUGUGGUAAGGCGUUUAGACAAAACAGUAACCUAAACACACACUUGAAAAUACAUACGGGCAAUAAAUAUCAUAAGUGCGAUAUGUGCGAUAAAACAUUUAACUCUCCUGGAGAACUGUCUACUCAUAUGAGAAUACAUACUGGUGAGAAACCCUAUACUUGUGACACAUGUGGUAAAGGCUUUACUACGAAAAGAAACCUGACUACUCACAUGGACAUACAUUCUGAUUAUAAGGCUUUUGAUUGUGAAACUUGUGGCAAACGUUUUAGGUUAAAAAACCAUUUUGUAAGCCACAUGAGAACACACACUGGUGAAAAACCUUUUAAAUGUACUGAAUGUGGUAAAAGUUUUGCUGAAAAUGGGGCUUUAACAAUACACAAGAGAACACAUACCGGCGAAACUCCAUACGAAUGUGAAAUAUGUAACAGAAAAUUUUCCCAUCUUAGUAAUUUACAAAGGCACGUUAAAAAUACCCAUAAUGGUGAAAAACCCUAUCCUUGUGGUUCGUGCGAUAAAGCAUUUGGAAGCAACGCUCAGUUACAGAGACACACGAGAACACACACUGGUGAAAGGCCAUACAAGUGCGAAACGUGUGGUAAGAGCUAUCAAGAUUCUGGUGCAUUGAAGCGACACCAAGGAACACAUACGGGCAUUAAACCGUAUAGCUGUGAUACAUGUGAUAAAAAGUUUUUAACUGGAUAUGAGCUGACUAUCCACCAGAGAGUACACACCGGUUACAAGCCAUACACGUGUGACAGAUGUGGAAAAGGAUUCAAUCAGCAAACGCGUUACAGAGAUCACACGAUGAAAAGCUGCAUUGAAAUCUAAUUUAUCAUAUAAGAAUUUCAUAAAAAAGAACUAAAUUGUGGAACUUUAAUAGAAAAUUGUAGCCUGCACAUGACAAUAUGUGUUUCACGUUUUCUUUAGAUUGAUUGUAUAUAUGUUUAAUGAC